Molecule: messenger RNA, 7980 nt
Organism: Pseudophryne corroboree (corroboree frog)
Lineage: Eukaryota; Metazoa; Chordata; Amphibia; Anura; Myobatrachidae
Gene: GJD3
Product: gap junction protein delta 3
Exons: 1
Coding region: 23-934 (303 amino acids)
Biological process (GO): cell-cell signaling
Cellular component (GO): connexin complex
Molecular function (GO): gap junction channel activity involved in AV node cell-bundle of His cell electrical coupling
Source: RefSeq, a predicted model, not a curated record
AGUAUCCAGAAUAAGAGGAGACAUGGGGGAGUGGGGCUUUCUGAGCUCAUUGCUAGAUGCAGUACAGGAGCACUCUCCCAUGGUGGGACGAUUCUGGCUGGUGGUGAUGCUGAUCUUCCGCAUUCUGAUCCUAGCCACAGUGGGCAGUGAUAUGUUUGAUGACGAGCAGGAGGAAUUUGUGUGCAACACUAUGCAGCCUGGCUGUCGACAGGUGUGUUAUGACCAAGCUUUUCCCAUCUCACACUAUCGCUUCUGGGUCUUCCACAUUGUGCUACUAUCCGCUCCUGCUGUGCUAUUUGUCAUUUAUUCAAUGCACCAGAAUACCAAGAUAGGAAGAGAUGCAGAGGAAGAAGAGGCAGCACAUGGACAGCAGACCAGUAUGAGGUCCAAAAUUAGGUCGGAGCAACGGGGGCGCCAUAUACGCACAUUCUAUAUUGUCAAUGUGGUGAUGAGGAUAUUGGCAGAGGUUGGUUUUCUAGUGGGACAGUGGCUUCUUUAUGGAUUCAAAGUAGCCCCAGGAUAUGCUUGUGUGCGUUCACCUUGCCCACACACAGUGGACUGCUUUGUGUCCCGACCCACAGAGAAGACCAUUUUUCUUCAGUUCUACUUUGUGGUGGGAAUCAUCUCUGCAGUUCUCAGCCUGUCAGAGCUGGUGCACAUUCUUGUGAAAGGUAAAUGUCGGUCCAGGGAUGGAUUAGGACCUAGUCCACCUCCAGCUUAUGAAAGAGACAACUGGUCAAACAGAGAGCAUGAAAGGACAAAUAACUUUCUUCUUCAACGACAGACUAAUGAUGAUCGGAGGGCUAGUGGUGCUGGUGGCCACCGCCUUUCCAUUGCAUACCCUCCUGGCAGCGCAUAUAAACUGAAGGUGACCCCUAGCUCAGCCAUCAGCAGCAAAUCAUCCAGAUUGAUCAAAGGAGACUUAACUGUAUGAGGAACAAACUCAACCUUCACAUAUAGGGCUUUUUCUUUUUUUAAUGGAUAAUACUAAGAAGAGAACCUGUCUCAGAACAUAAAGACGUUGCAUCUAUAACAGUCCUAUGGUGUGGUGAUUAACCCUCCAUACCCAAAGCCUGUUGUGUCAUACGCAUGGGAGAUCUAUGCUUGGGGUUAAAACAGUUGUCAUUUAAAUGUGCUAACUCAGAUCUCAUAGCCAUUCUAUAAUCAUGUAUAUGAAGUUUGUGGAGUAUGAAGUUCUAGAACACUGAAAUGUUUUGAUUGCAAUAUACAGACUCUAUAUUAUAUUGCAAUAUACAGAAUCUAUUUUAAACACAAAUGAUACACAACACAAUAAAUGGGACAUAAUGCACUAGUGCACAGGUUCUCAAACUCGGUCCUCAGGAUCCCACACAGUGCAUGUUUUGCAGGUCACCCAGCAGGUGCACAGGUAUAUUCAUUACUCACUGACACAUUUUAAAAGGUCCGCAGGUGGAGCUAAUUAUUUCACUUGUGAUUCUGUAUUUUAAUAGUAGAUCAUUGGUUGACGUUCCAAAGCUGGACAUGCAGGAACGCGCCAAAGUAACAACUAACAUUCAAAAUGUUCUGUUACACAAUCUCAUUUAUGGAGUCAUGGAAAGACAUUAAAACAGUUUCCUACCCUUGUCUCAAGGUCCAUUAACUAAAGAACAACUAACAAAUGUGUCAGUAAAAUUCAGCUUGGAGUAUGCAUUGCCCUGCUGAAUAUAGUCAUAUAGUGCUUGAUGUACAGUUACAGUAAGAGCAAAUUCAGCUGCUGGGAGAAAGAUAAUGCAGCAGGGAAAAAAAAUUGUACUGCAGGAGGGAAUAUAAAAUGCACAACCUGACUUACAAUUGUGAGGAUGGCAUAGCCAAACCAACUCCAAAAUGCGAAAUAAAAUAGAGAUGUCCAGUACAUAAGUGUGCAGCAUGUCAGGGCAUGUAGAAUCUGCACUGCAUAAAAAAGUGUAUGCAUCUGAACGGCAUGUAGUGCAACUUGGUUCACUCCGCUGCUAAAUGUGUGCAUAACUCUAAAUGAGCCCCUACAGCUAGGUACACACUAGACGAUCAAUUGGAGGAUUUGUGGUUUUGAGCUGAACUGUGUACGCACUAUUGUACGCUCCUGUGUGUCAAUCCUUGCACGUUCUGAUCAGAAGAUCCUGGAUGUGUCCACUGAAAUAUAUAUUGUGCGGUCACGCAAUAUAUUGUUCAGUGCGUACGGUCAACCGACAUAUCGUUCUGGCACUCGUGCCGUUGGCCAAUAUCCAGAAUCGUCUAGUGUGUACCCAGCUGUAGUCUAGAACUUUAAAAGACUUGUCAAUCACAAUAGUUAAAAAGUAUCUUGCCAUGGAGUUCAACAAUUUAUUUUAGAAAGGUGAAUAUGUCCACCCAUGAAAGGCACAGCAGCACCUUAUUUAGUGGCAUCUAACAGCAAGUUCUUUGGCCAGCCAUUUUUGGAGGUGAAGUCUCUUAAAAUUGUCAGGAGCACACAGCUAAAGAACUACUUCUCAAGCAGUGGCCCCACAAGAGUAAUAAACUUAAUCUGGGACCACAUCCACCUGAGUCACACCAAACUCAAACAAACAAGUCAUAGCAUGUAACCAAAACUAAAUGGAAAACAAUGUUUUCCUGUGGGUCUUGGACUGGUCUACUAUGGCUUGUGGGCCAUAUAUCAGCUGCAUGGGCCGCUAUUUCACUGCACAGUAUAUACUGUUUUCAAACUUUGUAAUGUUUGAGUUUAAAUCAGAACUCACAGGUAGAGCAAAUAAAUUGACUUUAUCCAGGCUGCCAUUCACUAGAGUCUCCAUGGCUGUUUCAUGCAUUGGUUUUACCAGACCGUGAGAACUGUGACUAUGUGACAUUGUGGAAAUUGUGGGGAAGUGGUAGGACCAAUCAGAAAGCAAAAUUAUAGUGAUUGUAACUUCUAAUUGGUCCCCCUGCCCAUUCAUGCACUCUCGUCUAUUGCACCAAUAGUAAAGUGGUGAAUUUGCUGAAUUAGGUGAUAAUGUAGCUGUAAUAAUUGUAAAGUUCUAGAGCCCUAUCGCUUAGCAGAAGGAUUGUAUAUAAAAAUACUGUCACACUAGAUAACACUUUUAGCUGUUUUCAGGGAAGAUAAGCGCCAAUUGUAAUUGGUCUCUGAUUCACCAGUUGGAGAGUCUUAGGGGGGUCAUUCCGAGUUGAUUGCUAGCUGCUGUUGUUCGCAGUGCAGCGAUCAGGCUAAAAAUCGGCAUUUCUGUGCAUGCGUAUGCACCGCAGUGCGCACGCGCGACGUACGGGUACAUAGUCCUUUGUGGUUUUGCACAGGUUCUAGCGAAGCUUUCAGUCGCACGGCACAACGCAAGAAGAUUGACAGGAAGGGGGCGUUUCUGGGUGUCAAUUGACCAUUUUCAGGGAGUGUUUGGAAAAACGCAGGCGUGCCGGGGGAAAAAGCAGGCGUGGCUGGGCGAACGCUGGACGGGUGUGUGACGUCAAAUGCCAACCCUCCAACGUUAGAAUCAAUGCACACGAAGAGUAAGUCCAGGGCUGGUCUUGUUUUGCACAAAAUGUUUUUGCAGGCGCUCUGCUGCACAGGCGUUCGGACUUCUGCAAAGCGAAAAUACACUCUCCAGUGGGCGGCGACAAUGCGUUUGCACGGCUGCUAAAAACUGCUAGCGAGCGAUCAACUUGGAAUGACCCCCUAUAUACUGUACGUCCUACUGACCAAUAACACACAGGUGCCACUAGAACUUUGCUGAAGCAAAGUAACUGCUGUUUCAGUAUGAGUAAAGUGAAAGAAGAAAUGUGUCAGCAAAAGGCUGCGUUGUUUUCAAGUCACUUAAAAGCAGGCGUAUAGACCCCACAUGAUUUAUACAGAACAUUAAAAAAGACCAGAUGUAAUAAAGUGUUGGGAUUUAUAGCAGCCGGGAAAAAGGGCAGGCUGGGUUUUGUAUAUCACAAGGUUCUAUACUUCAGUGGAAUGUGUGCAGAGAAUUCCACUGCUGAGCCUGAGUAUCACCAGCACAGGACAAAGAUGCCAACUCCAUCUCCCUUAAAUGGAAAAUAGUUAUAAAAGUCAGCCUGCUUUUAAAAGCACUGCAUAAAUGUUAUAGCCUCAGUACAUAAGCAAAACCUGUUAUGACGUCUGGAUCUGACAUUGCCAGUAACAUCUCUGUGGGGGCAAUAGAACUUACUGUCUCCUCUAACAAGAGGUCGUACAGGCUUAAACAAUCUGGCUGAACUACUGCUGAUUCAACAGUGAGAGAGCCACAUGCCGCAGAGAAGCCUCCGGCUUUCCGGUCACUGCAUAUGGAUUCUCUCCCAUCCUUUAGCCAUUAAAUAAUAGAGUAAUGGAGUUGAAAAAAAUAUUUUAAGGGAACAGAAAAUGUAAGUUAAUGGUCACUAUAAUGGUGGUAAAUAAACAGCAUGUUUCACAAAAAGGUUCCUUUUACCUCAGUUUUAUAACCACUAUGAUGGUCCAGGUAUCUGGCUAGGCCAGCAAGCAAUAGGUCAACACCAGAUGGCCGACGUGCAUACGGCUGACAUGGUCAAAAUGUCGACAUGAUCAAAUUGUGACAAUGUUCGACACAUACAUCAUAUGGUCGACAUGAGUUUUGGGGAUUUUUUUUCCAUACUUAGGACUUUUUCAUACUUUACUAUCCACGUGUGCUACAAUUUAGAAUGAUAACCUGUAGUAAGUAGUAAGUGGGAAGGAUACGGUGCACUAAUUGGGGGUACACAUGCUGGAAGGGAAAUUUUGACACCAAAAAAAAGUCAAAAACUCAUGUUGACCUUUUCAUGUGUCGACCAUUUACGUAUCGACAUGUUGACCUUUUUACUAUGUUGGCCUAGUGUAUAUCAACCAUUUGGUGCCGGCCUAGACAUUGUCGACCUUCUGACUGUUGACCCUUUGAGCCAUAACCAGUGGUACACUGCAGUUAAAAGAAAAGUGUUAUUUUUCAUAGAAUUUUACGUAAGUAAUCAAUACUUUAGAGACGAUUCAACGCCCAGGAAAACAGCGAUGUUGGGCUUUUGUAAUAUGCAGUAAUGUGCAUCUCAGUCGCAUGCACAGUGACUGUAGUUACGGGUUACCACAGAAGUCAUACUUACUACUUUAUGCUAAUGCUAGUAUCUGUACUACUAAUGCACAGAGCUAGAUACAUGCCCACAACACUUCCAUAAAACUCCCAUCACACAAUAUCAGGUGUGUAUCACAUUGUCACCACCCAUUUCCUCUCCAGAAACUGCCUAUUUCACAGAAAGACAGGCAAGUUUAGUCAGACUCAAAGUAGGAUAGACAUACGCCUAAAUUUGCUUCUGCUCAUGUUCUGUAAAAGCUUGCCAUUUGCAAGCAUGCUAAGGUCUGACUCAGAAUCAGGCCAGUUGUCUCUUCAUUGUGACCCAACAUCAUGCAGUAUUGGGUUUAGUAUGGUAUGCCGGCGGUCAGGCUCCCGGCGACCAGCAUACCGGCGCUGGGAGCCCGACCGCUGGCUUACCGACAGUGUGGCGAGCGCAAAUGAGCCCCUUGCUACGCAAAUGACCCCCACGAGGGAGAAUAAGUGUCGGUAUGCCGGCUGUCGGGAUCCCGGCACCGGUAUACUGUGCGCCGGGAUCCCGUCAGUCGGCAUACUGAAGACCACCCCGCAGAAUUGAAUCACUCCCUAUAAGUUCACUUCUGCUGCUACUUUUAGAGAAUUCCUACUUUAACACCAAUCACCUCACCAUUAGCUUGAUGAAAUUUAGAAAUGUAAGUGUAUCACCCCUUUGAGACAUACACCCUGAGAAAUACAUGGCCCCGACCCAAGUAUAACCGCGUCCUAGCUUCGAGAACGCCUUUCACACUACCCCACAGACCCGGGUUUUUCCCAGAUCGACCCUUUUCACACACAAGCCAGUUUCUGAGUUCUGCCGUCUGCCGCUGAUGAGGUCAUCUGUAACAGCCCUAGGCUGCCCCGAAAUGGCAAUCAGGUUGCAAGUCCUGGGAAUAACCAUGGUUGAUUGCAGGGUUGCGGACCUGGGACUGUCAACUUAGGUGUGAUCCUUUACAUAAGCAGGACCCAGGUCGACUCAUCGAGCCUCAGCAAAUUCACAUGUUUUUGUCGAUUUCUGAAAGGGGUAUAUAUAGGUAAUUUAGUGAACUGGUUCUUGCUUUAUAGAGAACAAUAUUGUGUACAGUACAUUGAUCAGAGGUGCUAAAGAGAUCACAUGGGUCCACAUGCUGGGGUAAUGGAUGAAGAGCAGUAUAAUAUUAAUAAGCUCAGAACAGGUCUACAGUCAACCAAUACAGCUGACUAAGGUGGUCAUUCCGAGUUGUUCGCUCGCUAGCUGCUUUUAGCAGCAUUUCAAACGCUAGGCCGCCGCCCUCUGGGAGUGUAUUUUAGCUUAGCAGAAUAGCGAAUGAAAGAUUAGCAGAUCUGCUACUAAAUAAUUCCUUGCAGUUUCUGAGUAGCUCCAGACCUACUCCUAGAUUGCGAUCACCUCAGUCCGUUUAGUUCCUGGUUUGACGUCACAAACACGCCCUGCGUUCGGCCAGCCACUCCCUCGUUUCUCCAGCCACUCCUGCGUUUUUACCUGGCACGCCUGCGUUUUUUAGCACACUCCCUGAAAACAGCCAGUUUCCGGCCAGAAACACCCACUUCAUGUCAAUCACACUAUGAUCACUCGAGCGAUGAAAAAACGUUGCUCGAGCUUGUGUAAAUCUACAAAGUUUUGUGUUAAAUUACUAAGCACUUGCGCGCUGCUUACCAUGUGCAUGCACAAUUUUUGCCGUUUUUUCAAUUAAACGCUGCACUGCGAAAAUCGUCAGCGAGUGAACAACUCGGAGUGACCCCCUAAGUCGCUACAAAUACUUAUUUUGCACUAAAAUUGCUUGAUUUAUUCUAAAAGUAGCAUUUCAAAUAUUGCACGCCUUUGUAUAUAUGUUUGUAUAAUUAGAGGCAUAUAAUUUAACUGGAUACUUUGUAGAACAGAUAUUAAAUAAGAAUGAAUUUGGCCAAACAAUAGCUACUUUUGAUUUGUUUAUUUUUUUUUAAAGUUAGCAAUUAGGAUAUUUAUCUAGAUGCAUUAUCGCGUGGAGAGUGAUAAAAUGGAGAGUGAUAAACUACCAGCCAAGCAGCUCCUAAUGGUAGGUACACACUUGGCGAUAAGCUCUUUGAGCGACGUCGCCUAGUGUGUUCCCUUCUCUACCGGGAGGUUGUCGGCAGUGCGUACUCACUGAGCAAUAUGCAAACAAUAUCGUUCAGUGACGUCACUCCGCGGCCGGGCACGUUUUGGAUGACAGUCCAAAUUGAGCUGCAUGCAUAACCGACACUGAGGGUCGUUAACGAUCCGCAGGGCCGCGCAUCGCUCGUCGUUGGACAGCGUACACACUAGUCGAUAUGGUAAACGUCGCUCAGGAAGGGUAAAAUGAGCGAUGUCGUUUACUUUAUCGGAAAGUGUAUACCCACCUCAACUGUCAAUUUUCAAACCAAGAAUGUGAUAUGGCAGUUAGAUGCUGAUUAGCUGGUACAUUUCCUCUCUCUAUUUUAUCACUCUCCAAGUGAUGAUGGAUGUAGCCCAUUGUUUUAUCAUUUUGUCUUAUUUUGUGUUAAAAAUUGGCUUUUUUAGUUAUGUAAAUAACAUGACUUUCUUUUAUAACUUACUAUUGUAUAAAGUAUUCUUUUUUAAGUGAAUGAUUUAUAGCAGUAUUUGGCAACGUUUUUUUUUUACUGCUUUUCUGGAACUGCAAGUCCCAGCAUGCCCUUGGACCCAUUGGGAUAGAUGUAUUAACCUGGAGAAGGGAUAAAGAACUGAUAAAGAAGUGAUAAGUGGAAGGUGAUAAUGCACCAGCCAAUCAUUAUGGAUUUGAAAAAAUGACAGUAAGGCGCUGACUGGCUGGUGCAUUAUCACCUUACACCUAUCACUGCUUUAUUACUUCUACAGGUUUAAUACAUCUGCCCCAAUGUUCCAUAACACCGCUUGCCUAACUUUCAUGUAUAAUAACUGUAAAUGUAACAAAUUCUGUGCCUGAAACCCUUUUUUAUUUUCUAAUUCCAGUUGUAAUAAAUUCUC